AUGGAAUAUGUUGUAAACUCUCAACCGUCUGAGGACCUAAUGCAUAAUCAUAAAACGUAUAAGUAUGAUAUGGAAAAUCCUUACAAAAAUUUUUUAACAUCAUACGAAUUAGCUAAUUUGAUCGAUUCUGAGAAAGACAAAGGCGGUAAAUCUUUAAACCUGUAUAUGGAUGAUAAUGUAAAAUGCUACUUCAACGUUCAUGCAAAACAACUCAAGGACAAUAUUAAUAAGUUGAAAAGGUUUACUAUUCCUGAACUGUGCAAAUCAAAAUUGUCCUCAAAAAAUCAAGAAGAAACAGAAAAUGUUGAACAACAAGUUACCGAGGAGGAGAAUGAAGCAAGCGAAGUGUUGGCUUAA
This is a messenger RNA of Macrosiphum euphorbiae (potato aphid), 357 nucleotides long. The record is from the annotation of a GenBank genome assembly. NCBI's taxonomy places the organism in Eukaryota, Metazoa, Arthropoda, Insecta, Hemiptera, Aphididae.